This is a messenger RNA of Eubalaena glacialis (North Atlantic right whale), 1594 nucleotides long. RefSeq names its product Rho GTPase activating protein 15 (gene ARHGAP15). The transcript is spliced from 13 exons. Bases 1 to 1428 code for a protein of 475 amino acids. NCBI's taxonomy places the organism in Eukaryota, Metazoa, Chordata, Mammalia, Artiodactyla, Balaenidae. Gene Ontology annotation, cellular component: cytoplasm. Gene Ontology annotation, biological process: regulation of GTPase activity; signal transduction. The record is from RefSeq and is a predicted model, not a curated record.
AUGCAGAAGUCUACAAAUUCUGAUACUUCUGUGGAAACACUGCAUCCCACCCGCCAAGGUGCUGGAGCUGUGCAAAUGAGAAUCAAAAAUGCCAACAGCCACCACAGCAGGCUGAGCCAAAGUAAAUCCAUGAUCCUCACCGAUGUUGGGAAGGUCACUGAACCUGUAUCCCGGCACAGAAGGAAUCAUUCACAGCAUGUCUUGAAAGAUGUCAUUCCUCCACUGGAACAAUUGAUGGUUGAAAAAGAAGGUUAUCUUCAAAAAGCUAAAAUUGCAGAUGGAGGAAAGAAACUAAGGAAAAACUGGUCUACUUCCUGGAUUGUUCUUUCUAGUCGAAAAAUUGAAUUUUACAAAGAAUCCAAGCAGCAGGCUCUGUCUAAUAUGAAAACUGGGCACAAACCAGAAAGUGUGGAUUUGUGUGGGGCAUAUAUUGAAUGGGCCAAAGAAAAAUCAAGCAGAAAGAAUGUCUUUCAGAUCACAACAGUAUCAGGAAAUGAGUUCCUUCUGCAGUCAGAUAUUGACUUCAUCAUAUUGGAUUGGUUCAACGCUAUCAAAAAUGCAAUUGACAGAUUGCCAAAGGAUCCAAGUAGUCCUUCAGGAAACCUGGAAUUAUUUAAAAUUCAGAGAUCCUCCAGUACUGAACUACUAAGUCACUAUGAUAGUGAUAUAAAAGAACAGAAACCAGAGAACAGGAAAUCUUUAAUGUUCAGACUGCAUCAUAGUGCUUCUGAUACAAGCGACAAAAACCGAGUUAAAAGCAGAUUAAAGAAGUUUAUUACCCGAAGACCUUCCCUGAAAACUCUGCAAGAAAAAGGACUUAUUAAAGAUCAAAUUUUUGGCUCUCAUCUGCACACAGUGUGUGAACGUGAAAAUUCCACAGUUCCGCGGUUUGUAAAGCAGUGCAUUGAAGCUGUCGAAAAAAGAGGUCUAGAUGUUGAUGGAAUAUAUCGAGUUAGUGGCAAUCUAGCAACAAUACAGAAGUUAAGAUUUAUUGUCAACCAAGAAGAGAAGCUGAAUUUGGACGACAGCCAGUGGGAGGACAUCCACGUUGUCACCGGAGCACUGAAGAUGUUUUUCCGGGAGCUGCCUGAGCCGCUCUUCCCUUACAGCUUCUUUGAGCGAUUUGUGGAGGCGAUCAAAAAGCAAGACAAUAACACAAGAAUUGAAACUAUAAAGUCUCUUGUACAAAAACUCCCUCCACCAAAUCGUGACACCAUGAAAGUCCUUUUCGGACACCUAACUAAGAUAGUGGCCAAAGCAUCCAAGAACCUCAUGUCCACACAAAGUCUAGGGAUUGUAUUUGGACCCACCCUUCUGCGAGCUGAAAACGAGACGGGGAACAUGGCGGUGCACAUGGUGUACCAGAACCAGAUCGCCGAGCUCAUGCUGAGCGAGUACAGUGAGAUCUUUGGCUCGGAGGAAGACUGACAGACAAGACGAGUUACUAUGUUCACAUCUGUCUCGAUGCCUAAUAUUUUUACGUUUCUGUAAACAUAUUUCUGAAAUAUUUUUUUCCUUUCAAGCGACAGAUGCCUCAUUUUGUGAAAACUUAAUGAUGAUUUUGUGUUUAAGUUCCAAACAUUUGAAUAAAAUA